CUUUUAAUAUAAUUUUCGGUUGGUAUAAAAGUAGAAGACAUUUUUUGAAAAGUCACAUUGGGUGAACUCGAUUGCGAGGUGUGGUAGCGACCAAACAUCAAAAUGAUAUUGAUAAUCUUCACAUCUGCUAUUGCCUUCGGCUCGGCAGCCCAGCUACCCAACGCCUACCUUCCUGCCAACCAGGGUGGAUACCAAGCAUCAGUCCAAAGUCAAUCCUUCCACAGUUCUUCUACCAGUUUCCAAGGGUCUUUCAACCAAUACAGUUCUGGAGACACGGCAAACAGACGACCUCAACAGCAACAGGAGAAAAACGCGCAGAUUUUGAGUCAAGAUCAAGAAAUUAACGAUAAGGGUUUCCACUACAGCUAUGAAACUUCAAACGGCAUCCGCUCGGAAGAAGUUGGCAACUCUGGUCAAACCCACGGCGGUUUCUCCUACAAGGGUGACGAUGGCAACACUUACACUAUCACAUUCUCUGCUGGAGAAGGUGGAUUCCAAGCUCAAGGAGCUCAUAUCCCGGUAGCACCAGCUAUACCUGCUGAAAUCUUGGCUGGUCUACAGCAAAAUGAGAAGGACGAAGCAGCUGGGAUAUAUGAUGAUGGACAAUACCGGCCAGAUGAUCACAGACGUGGAAAGAAAAAUGGCGGACAAGGCCAAAGCUUUGGAUCUUCAAACCACCAGAGCAGUUUUAAUUCCAACGCGGGCUACCAGUAUUAAUAUUGUUAAAUGAUUGCACUGAAAAUAGCAUUCUGUCUUAGCUAAUAUUUAAUGUGAAUGAUUAGUGAGCUUUAUUUAGAUGUAGAAUUAUGUACCUAAUUGUUUUUGUACAUUAUUAAAUAAAUAAGGUCGCAGCGUUAAUUUUGAUUUUAUCCAUCUAGAAUUUCUCUAACAAAGGUUUACUAUAAAUUUCUCUUCUUCUCUAUUAUUUACAAGGAAUGUAAUUGAUUUCAUUAUCUGGAGGCCCUGAGUUCUAUUCCAAGAGCGGGUAAAUAUUUGUAUUUUUGAACACAGAUAAUAUCUGUAUGCGUUUGGGGGUGUGUAAUGCUCGCUUCUGUGUCCGAGCUAAACUUAAUGCAUAGUGUAGGCCAUUAAAUGUUGCCAUACUAUAGUUAUUUACGUGGACACGUCGUGUGUGUCUUGUUGAUACACUUUUUAGGUAAUGUGUUAAAAUUGUUAUAAUAUUUUCUUUGGUAAGAUACAAAAAUGACGGUAACCUUAACGAUACCAUUAUGCGAGUGUAAUCUUUGUAGGCUAAACAAAAAAAAAAUACCUAAGAUUGAAAUAAUUAAAUGUGCUUACUAAUUCUCUGGUCAAGGUCCUCUUUCAUUGAGUCAUUGCCCAACUACGCAUCAUUACAGACGAACAUACAAACUGUAUAUGUGUAUCUUAACUAACGAGCUCUUGUUUUUAGGCCAUCAAGAUCAUAAUUUUCUGCAUUAGUAUCAUUACGUUUAUGAAUGUUAGAAAACUUAUACUACUAUAUUUAAAU
Molecule: messenger RNA, 1489 nt
Organism: Plodia interpunctella (Indianmeal moth)
Lineage: Eukaryota; Metazoa; Arthropoda; Insecta; Lepidoptera; Pyralidae
Gene: CPR16
Product: pupal cuticle protein 27-like
Exons: 4
Coding region: 103-717 (204 amino acids)
Cellular component (GO): chitin-based extracellular matrix
Molecular function (GO): structural constituent of chitin-based larval cuticle
Source: RefSeq, a predicted model, not a curated record